Messenger RNA from Hevea brasiliensis (rubber tree), 696 nucleotides. RefSeq lists its product as uncharacterized. NCBI's taxonomy places the organism in Eukaryota, Viridiplantae, Streptophyta, Magnoliopsida, Malpighiales, Euphorbiaceae. Bases 1 to 696 code for a protein of 231 amino acids. The record is from RefSeq and is a predicted model, not a curated record. The transcript has 3 exons.
AUGGACCAACUUGCUACUCAUAAUAAGACACUUGAAAAUCAAAUUGCUCAGCAAGCAGGUUCUUCAAGCAAAACUACUGGUAAACUGCCUAGUCAAUCAGAGAUGAACCUAAAGAAGCAUUGUAAAGCAGUUACAUUGAGGAGUGGAAGAAUUCUAGAACAACCAGAGGAAAAACCAACAGAGGAAAGCUUUGAUAAAUCUGAAAGCCAAGCAGAGAAGAAAGAGGAAGAAGAUAAAGAGGCCUUGAUCUCAGCACCUAUUAUGCAACCACCUGAUUGGAAGCUACCAUUCGAAAUCAUGUGCGAUGUAAGUGAUUAUGCUGUGGGGGCAGUACUCGGACAAAUGAAAGAUAGAAAACUCCAUGCCAUUUACUAUGCCAGCAAGACACUUGACGAUGCGCAAAUCAACUACGCUACCAUUGAAAAGGAAUUCCUAGCAGUAGUGUUUGCAAUUAAUAAAUUUAGAUCCUAUCUUCUUGGAUCAAAAGUCAUUAUAUACACAGACCAUGCUGCUAUCAGAUACCUUUUGAAUAAAAAGGAAGUACCCCAAUUCACAAUUCUGCAAAGUAAAGAAUCAAAGGCAAAGGAGGAGAAGAGACGUCAAACCACACAAGAAGAGACUGCACAAAAUCGGGGAAGUAGACCUGUUGCUACUUUUUACAUUCAUUUCAUUCAUAGUGGUAGCAUUAUAUUUUAA